AUGGUGUUGCUUAUAGUAGCCGCCCUGGCUGGACUGUUCGCUCUCUAUCUGUGGCAUGUGAACUCUGCUAUGCAAGUAGUCCCCGAAGAGGCACAGAGACUAUCACCUCAUCGCUGGACAAUUGAAGAAAUCAAAACAGCUUAUGAAAAGAGCCUGGUAGCCCCCAUCGACGUGACCAAGAGCCUGCCUCCAAAACAAUCCCGACGAUAUGUGGUCGUAGGCGGAACUGGUCUAGUUGGCGCUUGGAUAGUCUCGCAUCUCCUUGCACGGGGCGAAGACCCCAAGGCCAUUCGUAUUCUAGACCUAAUCUCCCCAGAGCAGGACGUCCUCAACAAAGGUGUGGGCUGGGUGAAAACCAACAUCACCGACAAGCUCGCAGUAACAACAGCUUUCGAAAAGCCAUGGGCUGCCAGUGUCACCAGCCUAUCCCUAACUGUCUACCACACUGCAGUUAUGAUCCGACCCCAAGACCGAUUCAAGAGCUUCCUGCCACUCAGCAGCAAAGUUAACAUCGAAGGCACACGGAACGUCCUGAAUGCUGCAAGAGCUGCCGGUGCCACAGCCUUCAUCUGGACAUCUUCAGGCUCCAUCGCCCUGCACCAGCCAACUUUCUGGAUCGCGCCGUGGGAGACUCAACCCAAGCGCGCAGUCCAAGUGAUCAGCGACGACACCAAAAUACCGGAAUCCCACUACCAAUUCUUUGGCAACUAUGCCGUAACCAAAACCGAAGCGGAGCGCCUCGUCCGCGCAGCAGAUGACCCAGAAACAAAUUUCCGCACCGGCUGCAUCCGCCCUACAAACGGCGUAUAUGGCACAGGCGGCCAAGCCAAUAAUGUCAUCACGGGCCUUUACCUCCGUAACGGAGGCAGUCCGACCUGGGCUCGCCCGAUCCUCCAGAGUUUCGUGCACGCCGAGAACGUCUCGCUAGCACAUCUCUUGUACGAACAGCGUUUGAUCCAGCAGAGCGAGCCUGGCUCGCAGCUCCCGAAUACAGGUGGCCAGGCAUUCAUCGUCAGCGACCCCAACCCGGCGAUUGCUUUUGGUGAUUUGUACACACUGCUAACGACGUUGUCCAAAACGCCGGUUUUGUUUCCGGAGGUGCCACCCGCGCCAUUGUUGGUAUUAGCGUAUUUCCUUGAGAUGUAUGCUUUUUUGCAGUACAAAUAUCUCCCUUGGUUGCCAGCUUUGUCGGGGGAUAUUGCGCAGCUUCAGCCCUCAGUGUUCUCCAUUGUCAAUGUUCAUGUCUUUGCUGAUGAUUCGCGCGCAAAGCUAGCGCCUGAGAUGGGUGGGUUGGGGUAUAAUCCGCCUCUGAACACUCUUGAUGGUCUGUGUCGGCGGCUUGUAGAUUGGAAUACAGAGGCCGAAGGGAAGAAGAUGAAUUUAGGUCCCGUGAAGGUUUCGGAUGGUGUUGGUGUGGUUGCGCCGAGGGUGUUGUGA
Messenger RNA from Penicillium coprophilum, 1437 nucleotides. RefSeq names its product putative 3-beta hydroxysteroid dehydrogenase/isomerase family protein. Bases 1 to 1437 code for a protein of 478 amino acids. Gene Ontology annotation, molecular function: 3-beta-hydroxy-Delta5-steroid dehydrogenase (NAD+) activity. The record is from RefSeq and is a predicted model, not a curated record. Gene Ontology annotation, biological process: steroid biosynthetic process. The transcript has 2 exons. Lineage: Eukaryota; Fungi; Ascomycota; Eurotiomycetes; Eurotiales; Aspergillaceae.